Corylus avellana is the source of this 1266-nucleotide messenger RNA. NCBI's taxonomy places the organism in Eukaryota, Viridiplantae, Streptophyta, Magnoliopsida, Fagales, Betulaceae. The record is from RefSeq and is a predicted model, not a curated record.
AGAGAGCUAGCAGAGAAUGAUGAGCUGGUGAGAGAAAGUGUGAGAAACAGAAAAACAAAUUAUAAACCUCUCAGAUCCAAAAAGUUUACUUCUUUUUUUCUUUUUUCUUUUCUCUAACUUUCUCGCUGCCCAAACAACCAAACAAAUCUUUCUCUUGCUUCUAUUUAUUUAUAUAUCUCUCUCAUUUUCCCAGCCUAUCCUCAUCUCUCAUCUUCAGGAAAGUGAUAGAAAGAGAAGAGAGAGAGAGAGAGAGAGAGAUCAGUUACGUAUUGACUUUCUCUCGGUGUAAGAUUUGCAAUGGGAGCUCGUUGCUCCAAAUUGUCGCUCUGCUUUUGGGCUUCAAACAUCAAAUCCAGUCUGAACGACUUGUCCGACAUUGAGAAAGGGGGAAGAGAUGGCAAGGACGCGUUGCCUGGGUUCAGCGAGUUCAGCUUGGAUCAGCUCAGAGCUGCUACUACUGGAUUCUCUUACGAGAACAUUGUCUCGGAGCACGGAGAGAAAGCUCCCAAUGUUGUGUAUAGAGGAAAGCUCGACGACGAUAGCUUGAUCGCCGUUAAGCGUUUCAACAAGUCGGCCUGGCCCGAUUCUCGCCAAUUCCUAGAGGAGGCGAGGGCGGUGGGGCAGCUAAGGAGUGAGCGGUUGGCGAAUUUGAUAGGGUGUUGCUGUGAAGGGGAGGAGAGGUUGCUUGUGGCAGAGUUCAUGCCUAACGAGACUCUUUCUAAACAUCUUUUCCAUUGGGAGGCCCAGCCAAUGAAAUGGGCAAUGAGGCUGAGAGUUGCUUUGUAUUUGGCACAAGCUUUGGACUAUUGCAGCAGUAAAGGCAGGGCGUUGUACCAUGACCUUAAUGCUUACAGAGUUUUGUUUGAUAAGGAUGGUAAUCCCAGGCUCUCCUGCUUUGGCCUUAUGAAGAAUAGCCGAGAUGGCAAGAGCUAUAGUACAAACUUGGCCUUCACCCCUCCAGAAUACUUGAGAACAGGAAGAGUGACAUCAGAAAGUGUAGUUUACAGCUUUGGCACCCUAUUGCUUGAUCUUCUCAGUGGCAAACACAUCCCCCCUAGCCAUGCACUUGACCUGAUACGUGGGAAGAAUUUUCUGAUGCUGAUGGACUCAUGUUUGGAGGGUCAUUUCUCGAAUGAUGAUGGAACUGAGUUAGUGCGAUUAGCUUCACGCUGUUUACAGUAUGAACCUCGUGAGAGGCCAAAUGCUAAGUCUCUUGUGACUGCUCUCUCUCCUCUUCAGAAGGAAAAAGAGGUAUCCUCAACUUCU